This is a messenger RNA of Drosophila erecta, 10508 nucleotides long. RefSeq names its product flocculation protein FLO11 (gene Su(var)2-HP2). The transcript is spliced from 10 exons. Bases 241 to 10377 code for a protein of 3378 amino acids. The record is from RefSeq and is a predicted model, not a curated record. NCBI's taxonomy places the organism in Eukaryota, Metazoa, Arthropoda, Insecta, Diptera, Drosophilidae.
UUAAAUAUAGUAAAACGAGACGGCCACACCGGUGCGCGGGCUCACUAAACGCUUUUGGCAUUUUUUGUACAUCUGCACUACGUUCACGUUAAUUGCAGCGGCAUCAUUUUUGCUCGAUUUUAAAGGAAUUUUUUGCGGUGAUUAAAACGAUAAAGUGCUAGCGUUGGUGCGCUAAUGGAUGAGGCGCGGCGCAGUUGAAAGAUUGCAAAUUGACCGACCGACGCACAUGAAAAGUGAAGUAUGGAGGACAUCGAAUAUCUAGACGAGUACAAAGACUUGGUGCUGCCAGGAAUCAAAUCGGGUGCUCCGCCAACAUCCUCUGCCGGCGUUCCGCGGCAGCGUCGCAUUUCAUCAGACUCGAGCAACUCGUCGUCGAUUGAUGCGGACAUUUUCCAGAAGCUCUUUCAUGGCAAGUACCUGGACGACGAUGUGCUCAACGAGGGCUCCGGCGCCAAAUCUCAGGAUAGACGUCGCCGCUCCCCAUCUUCCUCCUCCAGCGAUGGCUCCAACGAUGCCCUGGAAGCCCUCUUUUGCGGGAAGAGCAGCCAGUCGAAGCCAACAAAGAGGCGCGAACGCUACGAGUCGUUCGAUUCGGUGGACGACCUAGGCGAAGCUCUAAUGCGUCCAUGGCACAAGCUGGGCGUACUUAAGCCCAGUACCUCUCAGGCAGGUUUCAAAAAGUCACAAGAUGUGGGCCCACCCAGAAGCAUCAGCAAUAGCAGCAGCAGCAACAUCGGCAAGUCAUCUGGACAAAAGGCAAUGCCUGCUACAUCAAGCCAAACUUAUGCAAAUGCUAAAAACAAGAAAAUCAAUUCGGUGGCCAACAAGACAGCAGUAUCUGCAAAUGGUGAUAGAAUGGCUUCCGCCAAAAACAAGACGGUGACCAUCGUAAAGCCCCAAAAAAGAGAUCUAAUGCCUUCGCGGCAUGAACCCAAAACAGAUCCAUUAACUUUGGGUGACUUAUACGGGGACUCGGACAGCGAUUCGUCCUAUGAGUACGAAUCUGACUUUUACGGCGAUCGAGACUCCGAUGAAGAAGAUGAGCCGGUGAUCGACAUUUCAACGGACACAAGCAGGACCACAUCGGUGGCGGACACUGUGACACCUGUUGUUUCCGACGACGAGGGCCAGGAGCCGAAGAGUGAGCUGAAUCAGCGCCCUGAGAAUGAUCAGGAGUCUUUUUUGAGCAGCACCUAUGAACGCCUGCAGUUGUACUUGAGUAAUCUCAGUUGCGCCGAGGCGCCGCCAAUCUAUAAGAAACAGAAUAGUGCUAAAAAAUCCCGCUCCAACGAAAAGAAAAUCUCUUCUACACAACAGGUUAAGCAUGCUAAUGAGCGAUCAGCGGCCAGUGACAAAGAGGCGAAUGAAAAGGAGCGGGAUUUGGAGCCACCGGAGGCAAGCAGCAGUGCUAAAUCCUCGGCCAGCAAGGCCAGCGGCAGUCGCAAGCUGUAUGACGUAGAUGACAAUGUCACGCUUGAGGCUGUGGAGCGUAUGAGUCUUGACCUGGCUGAGCAAAUCUUGGAAAUAGAUGUGGAGCGAUCUUAUGAGUUCGAAAAGCGAUCGGGCUCAAAGACGCGUAGCUUAUCCAGAUCUAAGAUUCCAGCGGAUUCUAGCUUCUCGCAAUUGAGUCACGUGCGCAAGCUAACUUACUCGAGCGAAAAACUUGAUCAAUCGGAACCUUUAGGCACCAAAUUGCGUCGGUCGAAGAGUGAGUCCUAUCCAAAGCGAGGGCGGGCUCGGUGCCAAAAGCAACGUAAGAACCGUGCAGCAACCACAGAGGAAAAAACUCCCAUUGCCCCGGAUAGAGAAGGAGUUUUAGGCAAAAGAAAACGCGGAAGGCCCCGCAAAUAUAUUCCAAAGGAGGAGACUACAACAGAAGAGACUUUUACAAAUCCAAUUGAAAACUUGGACCAAAAUGUUCCUCUCUCAAGAGAAGCGUUUGAAGAAAAACCGGGAACGGUUAAUUUGGAAGAGCCAACAAAACAGAAUGAACUUAUUAGCGAGUUACACAAUGCCAAAGAGCUUACAGGACCUACAAAUUUACCCCAGGAUGAUAUUAAAAUGACAUCAAGUCACCACGAAACGGAUCUCAAAUGUGCUCCGGACAGGGUUGGACUGCAUGAGUCUGAGUCUGCGCCAAAGGUCGAAGAUGAACCGAUUUCUAAAUUGGAUACAUCUACCGAAACAUUUGAUACUGCACAGGACUACAACGAAGUAUCCGAAAGUUCAAAUAAUCCUAGUGAAUUGAACGAUGUAGACUUAGCUUCAGAUAAGGAGGAAACUCGGAAGGAAUCGUCCACUGACAAUUUAAUGGAAUCCAAUGAUAAUGCAAGAACAGAACUAACUAAGACGGAAAAUUCAGUUACAGUUACUGAUGGAGUUGCAUUACCAGUUGUACUUGCAAAGGCAGUAUCGGGAAAUAUACUUGAGGAAAGCGACUCCCAGCUGGCUGAGGAUAUUAAAUUGGCUGAAGAGAUCUUAGCCGCUCAGGUUGGUAAGGGAGUUGAAGCUAACGAGGUAUCAGCGGAAUCAGUGCAAGGAGGACAAGAUCCAGUCAUUGAAAUUGUCAAAGAAUUAGAGCAAGAAACGAUUUCGGAAGUCGUGCCCGCUCAGACUGAAAAACAAUCUUCAGUUGAAGGCCAAACUAUAGCUGAUGAUGAAAAUCCAGUGGAAAAGCAGACUCCAGUUAAGGCACUAUCUUCUAGUAAGGAUGAACCACCUGCAGAAGAACACUCGCCUGGUCCAGACCAAAAUACAGUUGAAAAACAGGAAACGCCUGCUAAGGAACAAAAUCGAACUCCCAAAGUCGAGUCUAUGCCUGGAUCUGAUGUUCCAUCUAGCUUAGUCAGUCCAUCCAAGAAACGAAAUCAUUCCUCUCCAGUUAAUACCUCCAAGAAAUCGAAAGAAGUAGAAGCUUUGCAAAGUUCGGUGUCACGACGAGCUCUAAGGUCUGACAAGGGAACUCCUCAAAACCAAAGGGAAAGUCGGUCAAAACGGACUCUAAAAACAGAGCUUACACUACUUAUGGAUGAUACAAUGAGACGAAGCAGUCCAAGGCUUGGUAGGUCGCCAGCGGAAAGCCAUUCUUCACAAGAACGCUCUCCGGUGGAAAAGAAAGUGACAGUCUCCAAGUUGGCCAAAGACUUAUCAACAAAAGAAAAGGAACAAGUGAAAGACUUAAUGUCGCUUCCUGACGAGCCUGAAACUAAUGACGUAAAGGAAACCAAAAUAACUACAGCAGCAGAUACUUCCAUACUGACCGAAGGAAAACCUAGCUCCAGUAAGACUGAAAUGAAAAAGUUAAAGGGUAAAUCGUUGAAGACAAAAAAAAUGAGUAGGACCCAUGAGACAGAAGUUAACAGGGGAAUAGUAGAUUCCAUUGAAGAGCCACCUUCUUCUUCAAAAUGUGUUGAAGAAUAUUCAACUUCCAGCGAAUCAGAGCAGAAAGACGACAAGGACUCCUCCAUUUGUCCAAAACCGCCAAUAGAUAAUACCAACCCAUAUUUAGAACAAUCCAAUGCUAUUGAAGCUGAUACGGUACAAGUUGAGGAAAAACGAUCAAAUCGCAGAAAAUCCAGGAGGAUUCGAAAUGAAAAAGGCAAAACUGAGACCGACACACUUUCCGACCAUUUGGACGCCAAGAAAGGGGAGAAUGCUUCUAUGACAAGCGAGGUUCAGCAAUGUGAUCCUGUCUCUGCUAAGGAUGAGCGACACUCCAGCAGAUUAAGUCGUAAGGAUAAGUCUGUUAUUGAUGCGGCCAAAUCCGAAAAGGACGAAAAUCCGUCCGUCAAAUCUCAGUCCACUGAAAUAACUCUAAUUUUAAAUGAAACCGCCUCUAAAAAGGAUCAAAGUAUAGAGCAGUCUGGUAACACAAUCGAAACUGUAGUCGGCCCACUUAACGAGAAGGAAACGUCAAACAGUAAGAAAAUAAUCGAUGAAAAAUAUAAUAAAAGUUCAGGGAGUAAAAUGCAAUCGAGUGACAGUUCAAAUAAAAAGGAGUCAUCUUCUACGAAAUUGUCAUCAAAUUCCAGUUCAGAGCAUAUCAUGCAAGAUCAGGAAAAUAAAAUGGAUGCAAUAAACGAAGACGGAGAUUUGGAUCCACAUUUAAAAGACACCGUGGAAGACAGUAGAAAGGCUGAUAAAAAACCCAAAGAAAAAGAUAAUAAAAAUGAUGAUGAGGAUAGUACAAAGUUAAAUGCGAAUACAGAUGAAAGAAAAUCUUCAGAAAAGGACGAGGAACCUAUUUCAAAAGAUUCUUCACAGGAUUCUACUAAGCUCAGAGUUUCGAAAGCAAAGUCCAGAAGCAAGCGUAAGAAAAACGAAAAGAAAUCUAAUGAUAAUAUUGCUGAAUCUGAUAUUGAAAAUAGUUUAGACCUAAACAUAGAAACCGUUCAAGCUACAUGUUCUACAUCUUCAGAGUCCGAUAAAAAGGACAAGGUUAUGUCUUUAAAAUCCAGUCCAGAGCAAAUCGUGCAGGAUCAGGAGAAUAAAUUGGAUGAAAUAAACGAGGGCGGAGAGUCGGAUCCACAUUUAAGAGAAACCGGGAACGACAGUAAACAGGCUGAUAAGAAACCCGAAGAGAAAGAUAUUAAAAAUGAUGAUGAGGAUAGUUCAAAGUUAAAUGCGACCGCAAAUGAAACAAAAUCUACUUCACAAAAGGACGCGGAACCUAUUUCAAAAGACUCUUUACAGGAUUCCACUAAGCUCAGACCCUUGAAAGCAAAGUCCAGAAACAAACGUAAGAAAAACGAAAAGAAAUCUAAUGAUAGUAUUGCUGAAUCUGAUAUUGAAAAUCGUUUAGACGUAAAUACAGAAACCGUUCAAGCUACAUGUUCUACAUCUUCCGAGUCCGAUAAAAAGGACAAGGUUAAAUCUGAUGAAACAGACGAAGAACCAAACUCUUCUCAAACAGAAAUAGGAAGGAUAAGGAAUCGUAGGCUGGCUGUUACCAUUGAGAAUCCCAAGGAUGAUUUUGAGAUUACUCAGAUCAAGGAAAACCAGAACAGAGACAUUUUCAGUUCUGAAACUGUGGAACCCGAUAUGCCGACUUUAAAAAUUCCAACGAAAACUUACCUAAUGAAUACAAAAAACAAAACACCGUCAUUAGCUUUUUCAGAAGAUCCUGACAACGACCCGAAACCAGAGGACUUAAAUACCACACCAAAAGCCGACACUAAAACUAUAAGUGAUGUCUUGACAAUAGAGGCGUCUGAUCAAGAUAAUAGCAAAAUUUUGGAAACCUGUCCGACAAAGGAUCUCAACGAACAUGUAAUUGCUGAUCAAACCUUGACAGAAAAUUCCGAUAUCAUUCCUUUAAGUACGAAGAACUCGCUGAUUGUUUUUCAUACUACUCCAACUAAAAGCAGCGAUCAAACCAAAAACACCUUCAUAACGCCUAAUAGAUCAGCAAAAUCAAAACGAAAUGUUUCAAAGGAGACAAGAAAAUCUGACAAGUGUUUUGAGGAUAGUCAGAAAGUAGCUUCUGAAUCCUCGACUUCAAAACUCGAAAAAGAACUCGGUACUCCUACAGCAUCCUGUCGAAAGCUGCGUGUGCUAAUAAAAAGAACACCCACUUCCAAUUUGCCCACAAGUUCAAGGAAGUCUAUCUUUAAGAAAACUCCCGCGAAAUCGAAGCGCUUGGCCAAAAUUCUUGAGCAAUGUGAUAUUAAGUCACCUAUUUCUUCAGGUGAAAUUAAUCCCGAGUCUGAUCCUGAUAAGGAUCUUGAAACAAAGGAAAACUUAAAUGAAGAUGCUUCUAAGGAGACACAGGAGGUUUCUGCUGACAACACAAACAAUGACUCAAAAAAGAAACAGGACGAUCAAGAAAUGGAAGUGAAUGACGUUCGCGCAAAGGAUGAAAAUCCUAUUACAGACGAUUCUACUGAGGACGACUUAUCAAACAAGGCAACGGAUAUUAUUGUUUUGCAUGAAUCAAAGGUCGAAGUACUUAACUCGUUAAUUUGUGCGACUGAACUCGAGAAUACAGCAACCAAGGAGUUGACCGAAGAGGAAGUUCCCAAUAAUAGCACGGCAAGAGAUGCACCUGAAAAUGAGGAGAGCUCAAAAGAUCAAGAACCGGAUAAGGCAACGGUAAAAGACGAUUCUGAUCCCACUGCAAAAACCCCCAAGGAGAUGGACCUUGAAAUAAAGGAUAAUUCUACUGUUAAAUCGGUUGUAGCCGAGCCAAAAACUGAUGUAACAGAUGAUGAGGAACUCGCCGAAAGCCCAAUUCCAGACUCAUCGGAAACAACAAGUGUCAUGGAUGAUCCCGAACCCAGUACAUCCAGCGUGGUGAAGCGCAGUUUGCGCAAGCGGGAAGCGGAUUCUUCACAUCGAGAUGAAGCUGCUAAACGAAAGCAACGUCAAUAUAUGGAGAAAUCGUUACUUGGCAAAAAGGAACCAGUUAAAGCAGUUCGCCGCAAACAACUCGCUGACGAAAAAGAAGGAUCAUCUCUUAAGCGUUCAAAGAUGGAGUCUGAAGCCAAGUCCCCUGUCCAGGGCAAAUUUAUCUCUAUUAUAGGUAAUGAGACUAUCAUGUCAUCCACAACAGCGCCCACUAUGGAAAACAAAGGCGAGACGACAUCUCCAGCUUCACGGAAGUCGGCGAUACAGGAAUCCAAGCACGUUGAAAUCACUAAGCAUAUCAUCCUUGGGACACCAGCCAAAAAGCUUCAUCCAUCUGAUAGUCCAGCCGCGGAAGUCAAAAAGCCCAUGGUGCAAACUUUGCUGAGUUCCAAUCUUAGUCUACACAAACCUUCGACAGGAGAGGAUGGUAUUCCACUGAAAAUCAGAAAAUCCUUCAAAAAAUCAGAUGCCGAUGAAAACGUGGACGAUCCGUCUAUCUCAAGCAGCUCCAUUGCGCUUCCUAAAAAAACGUCUGCUGUUGCUCCAAGAAAGGUAAAUAUAUCCGUUUCCCUCUUGCAAACGAAGGACACUGAAGCGGAGACUUUGCCUACUGCUGCAUCGACAUCCGAAUCACCACUAAUGACAAAAAAGGGACAACUUCAAGCACAGAAGUCGACCAAGAAAUCGGAGGGCAGUAAGAAAACGGAGAGCAAGAAAAAAUCCAUAGUAAAAGGCAAUCAAAUGAAAUCCCUAAAAUCCGAGGAAACAGAAUCUUCAAAGAAAACGGCAGCGGUGACAGGACGGAAACCACUUCCGCAAUUGGAAGUUUCAAGGAAACUGGAAAGCAGGAAGUCUGAGGGCUCUUUAUCAGAAUCUAAUUCUCGAAAAGAUACGUCCCAAGUCCAACGUUUCAGUAAAAUGGAUGGUAGAAAAUCUGAAGGAACCGCUUUGACUGCUACUGCUAGAAAACGACUUCCUCAACUAGAAGUCUCGAAAUCUGAAACUGCUUCAAAAGCAGUAUUGCCCGAAGAAACUGACAACAUACUCCAAGCCGGUGAAAUCGAGAAAAUGGUUAAAGGUCGCGGAGCACACAAGAAAACCAAAACGGAUCAGCGCAAGUCGAAACCCAAGACUGAGCUCCUUUCCUUGGAAGAGGAAGCUGCUAGUGACCCAAUGGAUUCCUCUCGAUCGGAUAAAUCUGAUAAUCCCUUUCUUGAACUCCAAGGGAUCUCCAAUAUGCCUGGUCACAUGACCCGAGCUGUCAGCAGCAACAGGUCAUUGGCACCAACACCAACUCCCAUGUCCGACAGGCAACGAAAUGCUUCUAAGGAGCGCUUUACGCCUGUUUCGGAUCAAAAAAAAGCACUGAAGCAAUCACAGACUUUGGUGAAGCAUCGUGGAAAAGGCGGACAGAACCGGCAACUUGAUUUAAAAAGAAAAACGGACGAAGCAGAUGAUGGUACAGAGGUGAUCAAUCCCAAGAGACCCAGAGAGUUGCAGGAGGAGGACCCCCCUGAGCAGGAUGUUCACGUCCGGGAAACUGCAUUUAUGGCGUUUCCAGUGAAAAUAACUGCUGCAUCUUCUGUUAAUCCCCUAGCAGGGCACUCGACGGGUAAUACAGUCCUUCAAAAAGCUAAGCUCCGCAAACUUUGCGUGAAAAUAAAUCGGAUGCCUUUUCAUAAAUGGCUUCGGAGCACGCAGGAGAACAAAACACAAGAAGGAUCUCGUAAUGCAACGUCAUUACCACUGCUUGGUGAAACCUCAGAAACAGAUUCAGCAGCUGAGUCAAUGUCAGAAUCAAUGCGGCAACAAGUACAGCCAUUGGCGGCUAUUCAGCCACAGCCUGCAUCCCAGCCUGAUUUUCAUCCAGCGCCAGCCUCAGAACUUGAAAAGGGGGAAAGCUUAGAUCAACUAGCUGCCAUUGCAGAUUAUGUUCCAUCGGCAACUAAUGAUUCAUCGACUGCACCCGCUUCAAACAUUGCACUCGAAAAUGAACAGACACCUGUCCUGCCAGCUAAGACACCCUUGAAGACUGCUAUCUAUCCAUUGACUGAAAAUCAACUUCCCGACGAGUCAACGUUGCUGGAAAGUGCCAGGAAGCUAGCAGAACAGCGUAGGGUACAAAUGUUCCACGCCAAGUCUAUGCCACUUCCUGUACCAAUUCAAGAGGUAAAGUCAGAGCCAGAAGAUGUCACGGAUGAGCAUUCACCUAAUGAGCCAUUGCAUGUGGUUGCUACAGCACCACCAAUGCAUCAACUAAAUUCGAAUACCGAGGACGCUGCGCCCGCCACUAUUCAAAUCAGCACAUUAGGUGCCUCCACUUCAUCUAGGCCGGCAGACUUACGUUCAAUUCCCUCCGCCAGUGCCCCUGACGGAAACCCCAAUGUCAUUGGGCAGACCAAAAUGUUCUCCUUUCUCUACCCGAAACGAUACAAGCGAUCCUAUGACGACGUGGGUCUAGACUUCUGCUGUCCAAAUCUCGAUGGUCCAAUGCGGGCCAUUGAUUUUACUCGAUUGCAUUCGAAGGCCGAGGUACCGGUGCUGGAAGUCCCGCAGUUCCUGGUUAUAACCACCAAGUUCAUCUCUAAAGCGGAUAAGAAUAUGCCAAAUAAGGUGCGGGCCAAGCUGGAAUUACUGGGCAGAACUAAAGAACGGGAUUCCAGUAAACUGACCCCUACGGCCAAUACUCCGACUGCUGAUGCCACCGCUCCUUCACCUCUUCCACCUGCUCCCGCUUCGGUUGGUCCGUCAACUCAACCGUUUGCAUCGAUUAUACAGAAUUUGCUUUCGGCUCCCCUGCCUGCUCCAGGUUCCUUUAAUAUUCCCACAAGCGUGGAUCCCGUAGUUCCACCUAGCUCGUCUCCCACUUCAAUGCUAAUUUCGGCGAACUUGGAUUCCCUAAGCAAACAGUUGCCACGUGGCACAACGCUGACCAAGAAGUCAGUGCAAUCAGUGGCUACCAUUCCGUCAUUACCCAGCACCUCGAUGGCACUCAAUAUGGUGCCGUCGCUUAUUCAGUUACCACCGAUUUGCCCCAAGGACAAGCAGCGUGUGGACCUGCAGGCGAGGGUACAAGUGUUUGACUUGGUGCUCCAGACUCUCAGCCGACGGGCAGCCAACCUAUCAGUGUCCGAGAGACAGCGGACCAUUGAGGAGAUCGUAAGGACCAGCUCAUUAAUGGCCAUCGACGUGGAUGUGGGUACAAAGCUUUUGGAGAACUAUGUACAUUACUUAAACAAGGCUACCAGCACAAUGACUCCCUCCGCCCAAAACAACUCGAUGACGACAUGCGCUACUGCUAAUUCCUCCAGUCUGAGCGCAGCCACCAUCUCGACGCUUUCCAAAAGCAUCGUGAGCUCUACGACCGCCUCCUCCGACACCCUAUCGCAAGGGACGAAAACAUCUUUGGAGCAUCUUCAGAAGCGCAGUUCCCUCCCCGCAACUAUACCCCUUUAUGAUGGGGCCCAGAACACAAUUGGCUUUCAGUGUACCCCCUCUAAAUCGGCGGCAGGGCGAAAGUCUUCAUCUGCUGCCACCAGCACGUCUGUGAGAGCCUCCACAUCCAAAGCAACAGCAGCUCUAGGAAAGGUGCAGCCAAAAAGUUUUGUAGCAAACACUAGUCAGUUCGUCAAUCUAAACACAACAGUGUCUAUGCCAGCACCAAGGAUGAAUGCCAAGAAAAAAACAGGCGCAUCGGGCACUCUAACGUCGAUUAAUUCUUCACCAGCUGUGCAGAAGACGGUGCUGUGCAAAGAGAAAACGACGCCGGUAAGGACUUUGGCCAAGACCACAUCAUUACCCGCUGCACGAGCGAAAUCAAAAGCGUCAUCAAAUGCAGUUUCGGAUGAGACCCCUGCUGCCGAAUUUGUAUCCCCCGCCGGAAUGAGUCUGAGUACCACUGGAAAUCCGAAUGUGUUCAUCAUCAACCACGCGUUGCAGCCAGAAGAAAGUAUCCUGCCUGACUCCAAUAGCAGCGUGGGGCACAUGGAGAUCAAGGGCGAGCUCGACGACUCUACGGAGGUUAUUAUAUAGCAGGGGAAAGACUAUAAACCAGUUGGAAAGUAUUCUAAGUUACUUUAGCACUGUUAAUUAAGAGUUAAUUACUUCGUUGAACGCAAGAAGAUAAUUUUGUAAUUCUAUAAUGAAGAAUUUGUUAUACCUUU